Molecule: messenger RNA, 1163 nt
Organism: Pelecanus crispus (Dalmatian pelican)
Lineage: Eukaryota; Metazoa; Chordata; Aves; Pelecaniformes; Pelecanidae
Source: RefSeq, a predicted model, not a curated record
GUGCCGAGUCCUUUGGGUUGUUCUCCUGCAUGAUCAACGGGGAGGAGCAGGAGCAGACUCACCGUGCCGUCUUUAGGUUUGUGCCUCGUCAUGCGGAUGAACUGGAGCUGGAGGUGGACGAUCCUUUGCUGGUGGAGGUGCAGGCAGAAGAUUAUUGGUACGAGGCCUACAACAUGCGGACGGGUGACCGGGGCAUUUUUCCUGCCUACUAUGCUAUUGAAGUCACCAAGGACCCAGACCAUGUAACAGCUCUGGCCAAAAGCAGCGACUGGGUGGACCAGUUUCGGGUGAAGUUCCUCGGUUCCGUGCAGGUUCCCUAUCACAAGGGCAACGAUGUGCUGUGCGCGGCCAUGCAGAAGAUUGCCACCACGCGCCGCCUCACUGUGCACUUUAACCCACCCUCCAGCUGUGUCCUGGAGAUCAGCGUGCGUGGGGUCAAGAUUGCUGUGAAAGCCGAUGACUCCAAGGAGCACAGCAAGGUAAACAAGUGUAGCCAUUUUUUCCAGCUGAAGAACAUUUCUUUUUGUGGGUACCAUCCAAAGAACAACAAAUAUUUUGGGUUCAUUACCAAGCACCCUGCUGACCACAGAUUCGCCUGUCAUGUCUUCGUCUCGGAGGAGUCCACGAAGCCACUGGCAGAGUCUGUAGGGAGGGCUUUUCAGCAAUUCUACAAGGAGUAUGUGGAGUACACGUGCCCCACAGAGGACAUCUACCUGGAGUAGGGGCUGGCACAGGCACCUCCUGCACAGUCAGGGCUGCAAUCUCGCCCCUUCCCCGUGUCGUGCAUGGACAAGAGCUGCUUUGAGCCUGGAGGAGGAGCGGACCCGGGGCAGGGCUCCCCGGGGCACAGAGUGCCGCCUCUUUUCAUGACUCCCCUUCCUCGGGCUGGGGCGGCGGGGGAUGGGAGGGGGGAGGGCUGGACAAAUUGUGUUUAUUGUACAAAAUACUCUUUAGUUUAUUCUAUUGGAGAAGCACCUGCUGGGUGCCCUGCCUGUGAGCAGCAGAGGGGUGGGCAGCAGCAUGCUCAGGCCCUUUCCUGCUGCGGGCUGGGGUGACAGCAUCUCCUUGUGACCAUGGCCCAGCUUCCCGUCACAUCCCUCUGGGGUGACUUUUAAUGCAGUGGCAGAGUCGGACUCUCGCAGUAUGACGACGCAGCAGCUACA